AUGAAAGGGCAUAAGCAAGGUGUACAGAGUAGACUUCUGGAUAUUAAUCCAAGAGCAUUUUACACUCCAUGUGCUUGUCAUAGCCUUAACUUAACCCUUUGUGAUAUAGCAAACUGUAACGUCAAAGCUCAGGAUUUCUUUGGAGUAGUACAACGAAUUUAUUCCUUGUUCGCAAAUUCUACAAAACAUUGGAAGAUUUUGAUGGAUAAUCUUAUAGGAGUUACUCUCAAGCCAUUAUCGACCACACGUUGGGAAAGUCGUGUUGAAAGUGUUAAGGCAAUUCAAUCACAACCACUACAGAUCAGACAAGCUUUACUUCGAUUAGCAGAAAAUGACAAAGACACAAAAAUAAGAAGUGAAGCUAAAUCUUUAGCAAAGUACGAGCUUGGGGAUUUUGUGUUUUUAUUAGGCAUGACUAUUUGGUAUAAGAUAUUGGUCACUGUUAACAAGGUUAGUAAGCGUUUGCAAGAGAAAGACAUUCCAAUUGAUGUUGCUAUAGAAUUAGUAAAUGGCUUGAUUGUUUCUUUCAGAAAGUAUAGAGAAACUGGGUUUGCAGAGGCCAUGAUUACUGCCAAAACACUUGCUGCUGAUUUGGAAGUUGAUCCAGUAUUUCCUGAGAAGCGACAAAUCUUUAGAAAAAGAUAUUUUGAUGAGGUUGGAGCUCAGUCAUCAGAGUUAACUCAGCAGUCGGGUGAGGAAAAUUUCAGAGUUCAUUAUUUUCUAUUACUGGUUGAUCAAAUUAUUGGUUCAUUAGAGAGAAGAUUUGAACAGUAUCAGACAUACGAGAAUAUUUUUGGGUUUUUAUUUAGACCGGAAAAGUUAUGUGCAUAUCAUAAUGAUGAUUUAAAAGCUUGUUGUGCUAAUCUUGCAAACAUUCUUAAGAAAGGAAGUUGUUCUGAUGUUGAUGGAGAUGAAUUAUUCGCAGAGUUGCUAAUCUUACAAAAUAUGUUGCCAUCAGAAAAUAUGAAAGCCAUUGACGUAUUGAAUUUCUUGAAGAGGAUGAAUUGUUUCCCAGCCGCUAGUAUUGCAUAUAGAAUCUUGUUAACUAUACCUGUCACGGUUGCAUCAGCAGAAAGGAGUUUCUCAAAGUUAAAGAUAUUAAAAUCAUACUUGAGAUCAACCAUGUCGCAGGAGAGGCUAAACGGACUGGCUUUGCUCUCAGUUGAAAGUGGAUUCUUAGACAAGAUUGAUUAUGAAGAUUUGAUUGAUGACUUUGCAACAAAAAAUGCAAGGAGAAAAGUUUUCCAGUGA
Molecule: messenger RNA, 1251 nt
Organism: Asparagus officinalis (garden asparagus)
Lineage: Eukaryota; Viridiplantae; Streptophyta; Magnoliopsida; Asparagales; Asparagaceae
Product: zinc finger MYM-type protein 1-like
Exons: 1
Coding region: 1-1251 (416 amino acids)
Molecular function (GO): protein dimerization activity
Source: RefSeq, a predicted model, not a curated record